Molecule: messenger RNA, 870 nt
Organism: Hymenoscyphus albidus
Lineage: Eukaryota; Fungi; Ascomycota; Leotiomycetes; Helotiales; Helotiaceae
Source: the annotation of a GenBank genome assembly
UGGAAUUCUGCCAAGUGCGAGUGACACUGACACCUCCAGAGCCUCAGCUAGUCGGAAUACAAGCUGCUCGCUCCCUCAACUACAUCCCUCCCCACCCCAAUCAACACUGCCAUUGACGCCGCCCACCACACCUGAGUCGAGCAUCGGCCCAUUGACCAGAGAGCUGUGGAUGCAAGCUACCAUUUGAUACCGGAAUCGCUGCGAAAAGCUCCUCUCGGUGUGCUGCACAACCGCCACAAUGUCCACCAAGGCCGCCGUAUCGUGAGUUCUUUUGCGCCCCUCGACGGGACUUGAGCACCUUGGAGGUGUGCUAAUGCUUCCCCAGAUCCCUCUAUCGCCGGUCAUUGAAGCUGGCCCUCAACUGGUCCGUCAGCCGACAUCUCUGGAGAGGACAAGCCAUGUACCUCCGAUCGUUAUUUGAUGCCCAAAAGGACAUUCGCGAUCCAAGACAACAGAAGGCAAGCUGCACGGCAACGACUGGAGUGGUCUCAAUCUAAUUAGGUGGUUUCUAGGCUCUGUUUCAAGAGGCAGAAGAUUUAUUGGAGAAGUGGAAGCACCCCGACCCAUACGCUCACCCAACAGCACCAGGAGGUAUGUUUGGUUCUUCGACUCGAUUGAUUGCCGAUAUUCUGCCAUGUAUGUUGGAGAAAUGCUGACUUUAUAUCAACAGGAUCCAAAUACGAGCGCAAUAUCCCUGCACCCCAUUUGGACCGUAAGUACUCUCUCUGUUGUAUACCAAAUUCGACUAAUUUAUUCUCUAGCCCCUCCUCACAUUCAGAAGUAGCUUAGAAGUGGAAAAGAUCGAGUGGGAAUCUGUAUAUGUACAUAGCAGGAGAAGCAAAUUACCAUGACAUUGCUCCGUUUUUGAUA